Messenger RNA from Dicentrarchus labrax (European seabass), 1130 nucleotides. RefSeq names its product heat shock protein, alpha-crystallin-related, 9 (gene hspb9). The transcript is spliced from 2 exons. The record is from RefSeq and is a predicted model, not a curated record. Gene Ontology annotation, biological process: response to heat; protein refolding. The coding region runs from base 172 to 855 and encodes 227 amino acids. NCBI's taxonomy places the organism in Eukaryota, Metazoa, Chordata, Actinopteri, Moronidae. Gene Ontology annotation, molecular function: protein folding chaperone.
UAACGUCCCAAACUACCUGAUAGAACACUAACACGAAGAAGAAACUCUGGAAACUCGGUUCUUUGCACCGGAGCCUUGCAAACGAGACACAAAGAGGCUACGACACACAGCACUCACAGGUCGCCUGAUAAACAGUCAAGUUUUUGUCAAGAACUGUCUUCUCACACUGACAUGAUGUCCCAGCAUGCAGCCUUGACCAGCCUGUUCGGCGAUGACUCUUUCUUCAGCCAGGAGCGGCUGCUGUGGCCGCUGCGUCACGAGGCCCUUUCCUCACUGCAACAAGACUUCUUCAACCAGAGAGGCAAGCUGGCCGACAGCCUCCUGAGGGAGCUCCACGAUGAACCCCUCCUGCUCAAACUGCGGCAGCUGCCCUUCAUUUCCUCGACUCUGGCAAGGCUGAGUGAUGGUCAGGAGCAGCAAAGAGAGACUCCCAGCACAGAGCUGCAAAAAGAAGCCCAACAAGCCACGGAAAACAACGGCGACCUCCUGGUGACCCUGGAUGCUCGCGGCUACGCCCCCAGUGACAUCACUGUCAAACUGGAGGGGCGGAGCCUGGCCGUGGUGGCCAUGAAGCAGGCCGGAGCUGAAGAGAGCCAGUCCUGCUCCUCCUCCUCGUCCUGCGCCUCCUUCAGCUCCUCUGCCUCAUCUCAGAUUGGAUUCGCCCGGAAGAUCGACCUGCCCCCCCACCUGGAUCUGGCCGGCCUUUCCUGUUCCCUGAUGGAUGACGGACAGCUGCGUAUCCACGCCCCCGUGGCAAAGCAGCCAAUCAACGAAGAACGCCAGGUGCCUGUUCGGUUCAGGACCUCGCUGGAAUUUCCCAUUACCAAGGAGGCAGAGGAGGGACACACAAACUAAUGCACACACUGUCUGAAUGAAAACACAUUUUUAAAUGAAUAUUUUUUUUUUUUUUUUUUGCCUACACACAUACACACACACAAUUCCACUAAAAGACUGUUUAUAAUGAGGAAAGUUUACCAUUACAAAAUAAAGAGAAUAUUUAUUUUAUAAUUAUUUGCAAUUUGUAUUAACUGUUAAAAUAAAAUGUUUAAUUGUCAGAAAAUGAAAAUGACUAUUGUACAGCUGCGUCUGCACGCUGCAGGGAUUUAUUAAAUAAAGACAUAAGUACUUCU